UCCCUUUUAAAGAAAUGCUAUCCUCUCUAUCUGAAGCCCCGUCUCACUUCUCAAUCUGUCUUGCCUGUUUCUAUGCAAAAUGGCAGUGACUGCGGCCGGCUCAGCAGCAACAAGCAGUGCUUCACUCUUUGCUUCUUCCCAGCAAAUUGUAUCUGCAACACGUUCUGCUUCAAGUAGUAAUACCAGCGUAUCUGUUGCAAGCACUUAUGUUUCCAACUGUAUGGGAGCUUCCUUGAGAAGAUGUUUUCCAGUUAAACGGAAGAUGGCUAAGAUUUCCAGAAUUGUUACAGCUGCUGCGUCAGUUGCAGCAAGCCCUGUAGAAGAAGUUACAGACUACAAACUCCCAACAUGGGCUGAAUUUGACCUUGGAAGAGCUCCAAUUUAUUGGAAAACUAUGAAUGGCCUUCCUCCAACUGCUGGAGAGAAACUAAAGGUUUUCUACAAUCCAGCUGCAAACAAGCUUGUUCCAAAUGAAGAAUUUGGCAUUGCAUUUAAUGGAGGUUUCAAUCAGCCAAUCAUGUGUGGUGGUCAGCCCAGGGCAAUGCUUCAGAAAGUUCGAGGCAAAGUUGAUCCACCGAUCUACACUAUCCAGAUAUGCAUCCCAAAGCAUGCUUUGAGUUUGAUUUUUUCAUUUACAAAUGGAACUGAGUGGGAUGGUCCAUACAGACUGCAAAUUCAAGUUCCAAGGCCAUGGAGGAAUAGACCUAUUGAAUUUUUCACUGAGGGCCUUGCACAGGAGCUGAGUAGAGAUGGUGCAUGCGAAAAAGCAAUCUUUCCAGAUACAAAUGUUGUUGCCACAAGAUGUGCUAUGAUCGGUAACUUAUCCGUGGAAGGAGGAGAUCGUUGCAAUCUCGAUUUUGUGGUUGGAUGCACUGAUCCUAGUUCUCCCUUAUUUAAUCCACUUGCUAAUGUGGACGAUGGCUCUUGCCCUCUUGACUCAGACUCAGAGGAUUAGCAGCAUACAUAUCGUGUCUGAUCCUGAUUACAGACGGGGUACCAAGUAUGGAGAAUGCCUUAUUAGCAGUGUUAGUAGAGAUCUCCAUUCAGUGUAUUAAUUCUCCUGAGUUUGUCACCUAUUGUUAGUUCGUGAAUCAGAGUGGUUUCUUCUCACCUUUUGCUUGUCAAUAUGGAACUGAUAAGCGAUCCCAAAUGCAUGCAGGCUUUUGUAUAGAUCCCACGGUAUAUUUAUAUUUGGAUUUUCUGAUGGCUUCUCAGAUCUACUUUUUGCACUA
This is a messenger RNA of Coffea eugenioides, 1232 nucleotides long. RefSeq lists its product as uncharacterized. Bases 80 to 955 code for a protein of 291 amino acids. Lineage: Eukaryota; Viridiplantae; Streptophyta; Magnoliopsida; Gentianales; Rubiaceae. Gene Ontology annotation, biological process: chlororespiration. The transcript has 8 exons. The record is from RefSeq and is a predicted model, not a curated record. Gene Ontology annotation, cellular component: thylakoid; chloroplast stroma.